This is a messenger RNA of Lodderomyces margitis, 2883 nucleotides long. It is a transcript of the gene SPO22, whose product is annotated as Spo22p. Bases 1 to 2883 code for a protein of 960 amino acids. The transcript has 4 exons. Gene Ontology annotation, biological process: regulation of synaptonemal complex assembly; meiotic cell cycle. Lineage: Eukaryota; Fungi; Ascomycota; Pichiomycetes; Serinales; Debaryomycetaceae. The record is from RefSeq and is a predicted model, not a curated record.
AUGAAGCAACUUGUAUCGAACUUACAAGGAACUGCUAUAAACUUGAUAAAGACGGGGAGGGAGAUUUAUAGUAGCUUGAAUUCCAAAGAGUAUGAAGGAAAUGCAGACUUGUUAGUUCAAAAGAAAAUCGAUUUGAUAAUCCCCAUAGCCGAGAAUAUGCAAAGAAAUGUGACCCAAGACCCUUCCCUAGUCCAGCUUCCAACCAAUUUGCAGGAGCUGAUUGACUCUGCUGGGUCAGAUAUAUGGAAUUUAGGGGGGCAGUUAAACGUAAACAAGGAAACACUUCACGGAGUCAAAUACUUUGCUAUUGUUUUAUUACUCAUAUACGAGUCUUUUAAUCCAAGCAUAGAUCGGUCCCUUUCAGUCUUGAGUUGCUUGAUUAACCUUUUGUCAUCAUCCAUCAGCACAAACGUUCUAGGUGUUGCAAAAAAAUGUCAAAACUUCGCGGAAACGAUUUUGAACAAAUUGUUGACGAUUGACAGAGAUUGCAAUUUGGACAAGGACAACAAAAGUCUCAUUGAUGAUUACAAUUCCAAGUUUUUACUUCUUAGCUUGAGUUUUGAAGUGGUUUCUGGAAACUACGAAACAGCAAAAGUUUACGAGGCCAGGUUGAGUCACUUGGAGGCACACCUUGCAAUGGAUUUCGUCUUAGAAACAAGCCGUAUCUUGUAUAAUUCUGCCUUGGAUCUAUACAAUAAGGAAACUUUUGAAACUGCAAAAUGUUUGGCUGCUAUGUCCAUCAAAUUCUUGGAGAAGGUAAUCACCGAAGAAAGCCAGGGCAUAAUAAAGACCAGGUACUUGCAAACUUAUAUCUUGUUGAUAAAAUGCUACAAAAGCCUUGACACAAAUGAAUCCAAGGAAAGGGCUCUAUCUGCGGUGAAGCUCAUUCAAAAUCAGUUUUCGACUAGAUUUGAAGUGUAUGGCUUGUAUUUUGAGAUUUGUGGUGAUACCGAUGAUACUUCCAGCAUCGAUGAGGUUAUGAUGCGUAUGGUGAUGUCGGUGCCCAUAGCGGAUAAUUUUGAAAAAGUGCUAAAUCUAUUGAAGCAAAAAGUGCACUACAGCUUCAAAGGGGUAAACAAUUGUUUGGACUUCCUUUUGACAAACCUUGAUUCAAGCAGUUUUCAAGCAGGGGUUUUGGUAAUUACAAAAUUUGUUGUCAACGCAGAAUUAGCUCAGAAAGAGGAACCGCAAAUACGAAUCAAAGAGUUGGAACUUUUCAUUGAACUUGCGGAAAGAAGCUUGCAGCAUCUGUUAGACAUGAAUAUGAAACAGAGUGUGCUCGCAUUGCUUUGGAAACAAGGUAUGGCUGCGUAUAAGGCACUUGACUACGACCAGAGCUCCGGUUGGCUCAGAUUAUCGCUUUCAAGGUUGUUUUACAUGGAGUACCUGGAGAAUCAAGAUCGCGGGAAAAUAAUAAGAGCAAUUGAAAACAACCACCUUCUUUCUGGAAACGCCCAAGCUGUUUUGGAUCUACAUCAAGAGUUAGGUCCCGAAGAUGAAAGUAGCAUGCUCUCCCAAUACAAUCUUUUUAGGGCCUUCACUUUAAUGAAGGAUGAAGGAAAUGCAUCUGCACAGUUUACUAGAUUAGUUGACGGCAACACAAAUAUAAAUGCCAUUUUAGCUGUAGCUGCCUGCAUUAUUGAAGCCACGAAUAACCUAUCCAAUGACUUUAUCAAAAAUGCCUUUUUACAGCUAUUGAAUAUCCUUUCCUCAAGGGAAUUUAAUGAAGAAUUUAUUCAGAGUCUAAAUCUGUUUGGGAUUAUAUUACCCAUCUGCUGUCGGUGUGCCAUCUUGAUGUUCUCCAAUAACAUUGAAAAAAACGAAAUGGAAUACACUGAGUCCAAUUUGCUAAACCUUUGCCAGAUCUUGAAAGGAAGCUGCAAUUUCGCAACCCAUACGUCACAUGUAACGGGCCAAAUAUUCAAUUCAAACGAUUAUGAAUGGUGUGCCAGUAAAGCUUACAACAUAGCACUCUUUUGCAAACAAAUCAAUCGAUGUGAGAUUGCUGUUCAACUUUGUCAGAUAUGUAUUGGUUUUAUUCACUUAAUUCCACCCGAUAUUGAAAAGGUUAGGCGUGAUAAAAUGAUUAUUUGGAAAACAAGAGCAAUGAUUUUGACAUUUUUCUUUCUUAGCAAAAAGGAGGAUAUAGGCGUAGAUGAUUGGACCUAUAUCAAAGAACAUGGUGUUGCUAUGAUUGAAGAAAUUAGAGAUAGUGACGUGUUAUCAGAUGAUAGCUUCGAGUGCAUACAGCAAUUGUGUACAUUCAGGUUUCAAGCCGAGUUGAUUAUUGGAUCAACCGAACAAAUCCAGGCCAUGAUCGAGGAUUGCUCCACAUUCAAACCGAAACAUGUUAUUGAGAUGUACGAGGUGUACGUAAAUUUACUCAUUUACUGCAAGCGUUCACUAGCUAAACACGCAAAACUGAGUAUAUUAUUAUCCAUAAUCAACCGUGCCAUAGGUUUUGCAGAUGCUACAUUUUUGCCUAGAUUGAUUAUCUGGAUUAGGUAUUUUAUGGAAAUUAGUGAUGACACAUUCGACUCUGAAAAGGGAAAGGCUGUUCUUCAGUUUUACAGAAUGUACCAGUCUAACGUGGUCACUGCAGCUAUUCCUUCUUUUGAAAUUGAAUGGAUUGCCAGUGUGUCAUGGAACUACGGGGCAUUGAGCCAUGGGUUGAGAUGGUGUGCCUUUGGAGUGUUGUUUUCAAGAUUUGUUCAUGAAAGAGUUAAUAAGCAGCCUACUGGAUCGACAAAACUCGAAGUACCCAAAUAUCACCCUUCACUAAUCGUUCAUGACUAUAAAGAUGAUUUGACAAAGGUAAAGACUUGUGGCUGUUCUGGUCCAUACUGCGUCAAGAAUGUUGAUUGGAUACCACAAGCAAAAUAA